This is a messenger RNA of Fraxinus pennsylvanica, 636 nucleotides long. The record is from the annotation of a GenBank genome assembly. NCBI's taxonomy places the organism in Eukaryota, Viridiplantae, Streptophyta, Magnoliopsida, Lamiales, Oleaceae.
AUGUUCCGAUCAACGCCCCGACCGCCAGUUAUGGAGGAUUGGGACGGACCAGAUGUGGGCUUCCGAGAGCAGCCUAGUGAUGAAGAAUCAUGCAAGAAACUAAAAGAAGAACACAUCAAAGCAAAAAUUUCGCGGGUUUUCGUUCAAACACAAGCAUCUGAUACAAGCCUUAUUCUUAAGGAUGGAUAUCAAUGGAGGAAAUAUGGACAGAAGGUGACUAAAGACAACCCUUGUCCAAGAGCUUAUUUCAAGUGUUCUCAUGCUCGUACCUACGACUUUGCAAUUCAUUCUUAUGGGAACAAUCAAAAGGAAGUUAUAAGUUCAUCUCUAGCGUUUUCUUCCCAAUCCUCCUCCCCCGUUUCUUCAAGUUCUGAGGUUUGCGUUCUUCACCGAGUUUUCAAUCCAAUUACUCUAGCCAUGGCCAACCCAUCCGACUCUGUUCCUAAUCCAUCGGUUUUCCAACCUAGUCUUCUUAUUCGAAGUCACACUGGGGUUAUGCCAAACUUCCCUUCUGUUGUACCAUCGUCUCUACCAACUGGUCAAGGUCCAAGGAGGUCGUCUCCACCAUCUCCACAUAGUCAGAGCCAUAUAAGGUCGUCUGUCACCACCUGUGGUCUUGUAAAUUCAUUGUAUUGA